Molecule: messenger RNA, 558 nt
Organism: Caenorhabditis briggsae
Lineage: Eukaryota; Metazoa; Nematoda; Chromadorea; Rhabditida; Rhabditidae
Exons: 4
Coding region: 1-558 (185 amino acids)
Source: RefSeq, a predicted model, not a curated record
AUGGUUGAAUAUUUGACUAACGAACCCUAUCCGUUCAAAAAUUUCACACCUAUCUUCAUGGGGUAUCUCUUCUUUACAGGAUUUUCUUUUCUAUCAGCUCUUUUUUUCAGAAAAGUCCAAAUGUUGGAUCCAAGAGAAACAUUCGAAAAAUACGAGCACCGGAGGUCUCCACACCCGCCACAAGGAGUUAUAACGACGGAAAGAAGAGAGUAUUUAGCAUGUGAAUAUAGAAGAGAACCUCAUCCACAGGAACAAAGUCGUCCAAAUUCCAUUCUCCGAAACUCGAACGCACACCCAUCGCAUUCUUAUCAGGAUCGAGAAAGGGAACAUGCUCGAUUGGCAUGUGAAUACAGAAGAGGAAAUCCACAAGUAGAGCAGGGUCAAUUGGCAUGCGAGCUCAGAGCCCGUCCAGCAACCACAAUCACUACUUAUCUUCCGGAGAACACAAAGAAAAAAUUACCAAUUGGAUGGAUCGUGUGCGUUGCUGUUUGCAUCCCAGUUCUCAUCAUAAUCAUUGUUUUCGCUGCCGUUUGGCUUCAGGAAGUUGGCAUUAUCUAA